This is a messenger RNA of Helobdella robusta, 2700 nucleotides long. RefSeq lists its product as hypothetical. Lineage: Eukaryota; Metazoa; Annelida; Clitellata; Rhynchobdellida; Glossiphoniidae. The coding region runs from base 1 to 1590 and encodes 529 amino acids. The transcript is spliced from 9 exons. The record is from RefSeq and is a predicted model, not a curated record.
AUGGGUCCCCAGUCUUUUCUACCUGUCAGCUCAGGAGCAUCUAGUUCAACUCAUUCAGUAACUUCUUCAACAGUCCCUUUGAGAACUACUGCUGCAACUACAGCAGGAACUCAGAGGUCAACAUCCGCUCCUCGGGCUGCCAGCCAUAAUCGAACUACAUCAAAUGCAUCGAGAGUUGCACGGGAACUACAGAAUAAUUUACUUCCAGCUUUGUUUGCACCUCCCACAGAUCCUUAUCUUCCUUGUCAUUCGAGACAUUUUGCAUCACGUUGGCCUCAGCAACAACAACCACAGCAACAACAACAAUCACAGCAACCACAACAACAGCGUCAACCUGAUACUCAAGCAACCCCCAUUGUGAGUGUAGAAGAGACACUGACAGGUCUAGUGACCAACCUCAUUUCGUCAUUGAACCCUAACAGAGGAAGCCAUGCCUCAACUGCAACGGCUGCCACCAUUUUGAACAGCACUCAAGGCCAGCAGGAACGUGAGCAGUUGGAAUCUCAGGACUCGUCCAGGGCAAGUUCUCAGCAGCAAGAACAGCAACAGAUUGCUCAUUCCCGUCUUACUUCAUUACUUCAAGGAACUCUAGAUAGCUCUUUCAAUCAUAAUGAUGAAUCAAUUGCAGAUUUCUUCAGAUCAUUGGGUCAAGAUUUCAAUAUCGAAGAAGAAGCAGGAUUGUUUUCUGACCUGUUUGCGAUCUUGACUCGUCAGCUGACCAUAUCCGAUUUCAUUGUAAUAUUCCUUGGUAACCAUCAGCCAAUUAGAAAAUUGUACAGCCCACUGAAAUCUUUUGUGAGAGAUAAGAUCUUGGAGGGAAAAGAGGGAAGCGAGGAAAACAUUAGAGCAGCUGUUGAAGGCAUCCUCAAUAAUUUUCACGAUGACAUCACAGAAAUGGCUGGAAUAGUUGUGGCAAGAGAUGACAUUGACUUUGCAGCAUCCACCAGAAUUGCUGCUGCUGAUGAAGAUUCCAUUGAUGAUGAUUCCAAUGGAUCAUACACAUCAGCCUCUGCCAAUGUUCUCGAAAGUAUGGAUGUUGAGGAGGGUGAGCCCUCUUCACCUGGAGUUCAUGAUUUGCCAAAUAGCCACUUGGUGGAUGUACACAAUCCCGGCAUAUCACAAGACAGUGGUGACAGUUACUGGAAAAAUGGAGAGGCUGCUGAAAACGUUGACUGGCAUUCAAUAGUUCCACAGGAAUGGGUGUCAGUUAUAACAGGUGAUGGAGCAAGACAAAGGAGGCAGGCAGCUGAGAAUACUAUGCAAUUGUUCAGUGAGGCCUACCUUAGUGGAGUGCCAAAGAAAAGAAGAAAAUUGAUGAAGGAAAGAUCAGGAGAAUCAUCAUUUCCACCUGGAAGUGAACUUGGCAUGGAUUUGUCUGAAUCAAUCAGAAUAGCUGCUGAUGAAUUGGACAUUCAACCAAUUACAUCAUUUCAAGAAUUAAAUGCCGACUUAGCUUCUAACAACAAUCUUCUAGGGGCUUACAAGGAAGAAAUUAAAGAUACAAUUAGCAAAAAAUUGUCAGAAGAUCCUAAUUUUUCUCCGAAUAAGUAUCCAAAUGCAGAAAAAUACUUUGGUUCAGGAAAAAAAUAAAUCUUUUAUAUUGAUUAAUAUAUUUAACAAUUUACCUGUCGAAACGGACAAACAAAAUGUUACAUUCUAUAUUUUUUGUGGUUUUUAUUGAUUUUAACAUUUAAAGUUGAAACACGUUCGUUGGUUACAUUUGCGCAUUAUAACAUGUAUUGCGUAGGUGUGUGUCCGCGCUGGAGUAGGACCUUUAAAAUACGAUGCUAAUUGUGUGUGCGUGUAUAAAAUUAUUUAUUUUGCAUGAUUGGGACUGGCGUGUACGAAGAGAAAAAUCAUUUUCUUUAUGUGGGGCAUGCUCCUUUUGUCCAACAACAGCAUAAGUACAAGGCUGGAUUGCGCAUGUAUAUAUAUAUAUAUAUAUAUGUAUUUAUAUAUAUAUAUAUAUAUAUAUAUAUAUAUGGUUAAGACUAUCAUCGUAGAUACAAUUAUCAAGAAAUGUCACUGCAAUUUCAGCUUUGAUCAGUUUCUGGUUCACUUUUCAAUAUUUUGUACCGUAUUUUUUCAUCGUAUUUUAACUUAUUUAUACAGAAAACAAUGUAUUUAAGUAUUUUUUUGUUAUCAACCUAUAGUUUAUAUAUAUAUAUAUAUAUAUAUAUAUAUAUAUAUAUAUAUAUAUAUAUAUAUUGAAAAUGGUCAUGGAUUACCGAAAAAAUACUUUUUCUGUAUAAAAUAAAAAUGAAUGAAAAAGUAGUUGAAAACUUUGUUUUCUUUAUAAAUAAGUUUAAAAACGAUGAUAAAAACACGAUACGAGAUAUUGAAAAAUUGAACCAAAAACUGAUCAAUGCUGAAAAUGCAGUGAUUUCUUAACUAUAUAUAUAUGUGUAUAUACUGUCCUAUGCUACACCACGGUAUACUCAAAAAUGGCUGACCCAGUUUUUUGUGAUUAUUCUUGAUUUAUCUUUGUCUCUAAUAAAAUUUAGAACUUUCAAAAUUUAAAACAGACAAAUUUUGAAUCUUUUUAUAUUUGUGAAACGUCAGGCACUAUAUGUUUCAACCAUUUAAGAUCUCAUAGAUAUGUAGAACUACUAUACAAGUGAAGUCGCUUUCAACGUUCAUAUUUAUUUAUUGAUAGAGAUCAUUAUGAAACUCAGAAAAACCAAUAAUUUUAAAAAUGUG